UUCACUCCACCCACAUUUCAGAGGGUAUAAAUACGCUGGGCUCUGAACGACGACUAUCCCUCCACUUCUGCAGAGACAGAUUCCAGUUGAACAUUCACGACCAUCCAACUUGUUUUAGAAAGAUGAGCAAAAACUACCUGUCAAAGAACGAUGAGCUCCGUAAGGGUGACUAUCUCAUGUCCAACAACGGACAAUGGAAGGCAGUCUUCCAGGAUGACGGAAACUUUGUCAUCUACGGCUGGAAGUCAACCUGGGCCUCAGAUACCAACGGAUCUGAUGUGACCCGCCUGAUCAUGCAGGCCGACUGCGACCUGGUCAUGUACAACGACAAUAACCAGCCUAAAUGGGCCACCGGCACAUAUAAACAAGGCAACCAUGUUUGCCGUCUUCAUCUAACCGAUGAGGGCGUAUUGCGUUUGCACCAGGAUAACCAGGAAAUGUGGAACUCUACCAUAUCCAAAGGAAACAAAUAAUGCAACAUUGAAUGUGAUCUUAGGGUCAGUCACCAAUGCUUAAAAUAGUUUACUUUUCAUUUAAACACAACAUGACACUGGUUUUAAAGCUGAAAUAAAAACUCUUUUAAAAGCUUAAA
Messenger RNA from Poecilia reticulata (guppy), 592 nucleotides. RefSeq names its product B-type lectin plumieribetin-like. NCBI's taxonomy places the organism in Eukaryota, Metazoa, Chordata, Actinopteri, Cyprinodontiformes, Poeciliidae. The record is from RefSeq and is a predicted model, not a curated record.